Batrachochytrium dendrobatidis JAM81 is the source of this 426-nucleotide messenger RNA. RefSeq lists its product as uncharacterized. The record is from RefSeq and is a predicted model, not a curated record. Bases 1 to 426 code for a protein of 141 amino acids. The transcript has a single exon. Lineage: Eukaryota; Fungi; Chytridiomycota; Chytridiomycetes; Rhizophydiales.
AUGAGGGAUGGUGUCACAGGAGUAUUCAAAGGAAAAAAGGCUCAAAGUCAACAACCAAGUGGUUCGGGCCAAGUACCUCAGAGAAAGGGAGCAUGGGCUCGUAUGAGGGAUGGUGUCACAGGAGUAUUCAAGAAAAAAGGACCUUCAAAACAGCCUGUACCGAGUAUGACAAAGAGUGAAAAGAAAGCUGCCAAAGUUCAGCGUAUGCAACAAAAGAAAGCUGCUAGAAGUGAGAUGAUGGCACAAAAGAAAGCUGUCAAAGCUGAGCGUAUACAACAAAAGAAAGCUACCAAAGAUCAGCUUGCGGCACAAAAGAAAGCUGCCAGAGAUCAGCUUGCGGCACAAAGGAAAGCUGCCAGAGCCAAGACUAUAUCACAAAAGAGAGUGCAACCUCCUACAACUUUUGGGAAAAUGAUGGGAAAGUAA